Haliotis rubra (blacklip abalone) is the source of this 2133-nucleotide messenger RNA. RefSeq names its product cyclic AMP-dependent transcription factor ATF-3-like. NCBI's taxonomy places the organism in Eukaryota, Metazoa, Mollusca, Gastropoda, Lepetellida, Haliotidae. Gene Ontology annotation, cellular component: nucleus. The coding region runs from base 50 to 676 and encodes 208 amino acids. The transcript is spliced from 4 exons. The record is from RefSeq and is a predicted model, not a curated record. Gene Ontology annotation, molecular function: RNA polymerase II cis-regulatory region sequence-specific DNA binding; DNA-binding transcription factor activity, RNA polymerase II-specific. Gene Ontology annotation, biological process: regulation of transcription by RNA polymerase II.
GCGGCGGGAAUAUGCUUCAUUCAGCAUUUUGCACAACGACUGGCCGGUUAUGAAUCAGCUAGCUCGCCAUCGUCGCCAAAACACCACGCUUGCCGAUAUGACAAACUCUCGAGCUUAUGGCAUGGAGGACGGCGUGGAAGAAACGCUCCUGAAUAACUUACCUGUCAUGGCUGUGGCUCCGAUGCCAAUACCCACGACUGUUACAUCUAUGGCUGAAGAUAUCAGCUACACUCCGGGUACUUCUGUCCCAGUGAUGGUUGAUGAGAAGAUGGUGGCAGCGACCCUAGCGGCCAUUGAGACUGGGAGCAUCACCCCCCUCGUAAAAGAGGAGCUGAAAUGUUCCAUCUUAACCCGGCGGUUCGUGGAGGGAAAAGAGGAUAUUAAAGUAGAGUUUACCGUGCCGGAGAAGAAAGUGUUGACGGAGGAGGAGCAAGAACGAGCCGUUGUGCGGAGGGAGCAGAACAGAAUGGCUGCACGGCGGUUCAGAAGGAAGCAGAAAGACACGUCAGAGUUUCUACUCAAGAAAACUCAGAAACUUGAGUCCUCCAACACCAAAAUGCGGUGCGAGCUUCAUCGACUGCAGCAAGAGAGAGAUCGGCUGAAACAACUCCUCACAGAUCACUUAAUGGUCUGUCCUGUUCAAGAACCGUCUCUCAACCUCACUUUACAACCAUGACGUCUACAGUAAAAGGAAAUCGUUUACAGAAAAACCUAAAAAAAUCGGAAACCCCCAAAACCGAAAAAAGACAUUCUUCCUUGAUGGACAGAAGUAUCCAUGCUUGUCACAUGCUGACACGUCAUGACAUCAACGUGUCAUGGUGACCUGGAAGCACGUGCCGGGUCACCGUGACAUAAGGGAAGAUGAAUCUACCGAAACGAAACAGGAAAGCAGCAGGUUCAUCAAGAGACUUCCAUGACUGUAUACACAUAUUCAUGAGAUAUGUAUGUAUCUACAUACCUGUGUCAUUGUAUCAUCAACCAUUCUAUAUUGGACAUUCUGUAUGCGGAAUGAGUCAUGUUAAUGAUAGAGCCCAAGUCAUGGAGAUUUUCUGUUUGACAUGUUUCCUGUCGAUGGUCGAUCUUACAGUGACUUGUCAGGAAACUGAUUUUAUAUAGAUAUCGACAGGCAAACUGUAAAUAUAAAUCAGACUUAGCCAAUGCAUGCAAGAGUGGAAAUCGUAAGGUGAUGCGACAAAGAACAUAUAAUGAUAUGAGCAUGUUCUGUUAGUUCUGCUGGAUUUGUACAAUCAGCUUCAUGUUAAUAUCUUCACUGACCGGUCUCCUGUAAUCAUUCGUUAGUCUAUACAUAAUGAAUAUUCAACGGUGGACUCCUGUCCACCAAGCAUGUUUGUAAUGUGUCCGAGUUUCUGACUGGUUUACGAACGCCUCUGUUCAAUGUCUGAUAACCUCUGGCAAUAAAAUCAGCAAUUUUCACAGAACUCUCAACUUUGAAAUCGCUGUAAUUUUUAUUUUACGAAGAACUUGAUUUGGCGCAGGCGCCUUAUCCUGUUAAAUGAGUCUUUUUCAAUGUGAAAUGUGUUUCGGUGUUUCCUGUUUGUAUCAUAUAGUCAGGCUGAUGUAUGUCGUUCUUUACUUUAUUUCAAAUACUCAGAGAUAUAUCUUCUCGAUUUGUGAUAACGGUUUCUACUAUUUUGUACCGGAAUUUAUACCAACAUUGUCUUCUACAUAUAUCCUCUGUCGCCUUGUAUCCAUGGUAACAUUCUCAUUUUACUCCUUACCUUCAUGUUCUGAUGAAAUAUGUUUAAGUGCAGACUGAAGGUUUGGAGACUUUAAACUGUAUUUAUUUGGAAACUCUGCAGGGAGGUCUCAUGACACUUUAAACGAGUUUGGAAUGUGAGAAAAUCAGAAACUGUUGGCGUUAUGAUCAGGUUAACAGUUGUCGGUUCAUGUGUUCCGAAGAGUCAAGUACAUUCGGAACAUACUAUAGCGUUGCUCUGUUUGAAUUGUGUAGCUUGUAUUUCAUGUGCUGGCCAUGUAGAUUUCAGUGACGCUACAAUUGUCUUUAGACGUUGUUUAGAUUCGGUGCCUGUUACAGUUGUAUUGUUUUGUAACAUAUAUUGAUUUUUUUUAUUUUUACGUCUAUUUUUAUGAAAUAAAAAGUAUUUGUUAUAA